This is a messenger RNA of Entrophospora candida, 336 nucleotides long. Lineage: Eukaryota; Fungi; Glomeromycota; Glomeromycetes; Entrophosporales; Entrophosporaceae. The record is from the annotation of a GenBank genome assembly.
AUGAAAGGAGGUUUUCUUAGUGCUCUAAUAGAUAAAAUGAAGAAUAAAACCAUUGGACAUGUGUUCUACGUGUGUGGCUUAACUCUGUCAUUGACUACAAAUGUUUUACUUGCUCUAGAGAUUGCCUUUUGGUUUGAUUUGAAUAGUUAUCAAAGUAAAUUAUUGUGGAAUGUAACAGCAUUGAGAUUGACUAUACUAAUUUUGGGUUAUCAAGAUUCAGAAAAUUCCACAGCAGCAGAAAAAUCUGAAACUUCAAUUAGAAUAAGUGAGGAUGUUGAAAAUAUGAAUGUGGAUGUGGAGCAAAAUAAAAUUUUUUUUGAUGAAAAAGAAGGAUGA